AUGGGGGUGCUGAGGCCGUGGAGUGCUUUCCUCCUGGCCCUGCUCUUCCCCCUGGCGCUACCUUGGGAAGGCGGAAGGGAGGCGCUAGAUUCAGAGGCGCCGACCGUCUUCGCCGCCUCCGCAGCCUCUUCCCUGCCGCUGAUCCAAAUGCUCCUGAGCCAGGCGCCCCCCAGAUCCUGGCUCCCCGGUCGGAGCCGGAGGCGAGCCAACGGGGGGCAGCCCCUGCGCUACAUGCGGAACCUCUACCGGAGCGUGGCGGACCGGCACGGCCGCCCCCGCAGGGACGGGCGCCUCUCCAGCAACACGAUCCGCCUGGUCCGACCGUCGGCCAAGGCCCGCCAGGCGGAGGCAGGCCCCUGGUUCAUCUGGGCCCUUGACUACCGCCUGGAAGUGCAAGCGCCAGCCCAGCGCCUGAUCAGAGCUGUUGCUGUCUACGUUCAACGUCCAUCCUCACCUCACGGCCCCCUCUGGUGCACAGCCAGCCCGCUCCCUGGUGGAAGCGCCCUGCCGCAGGUGGCAGUCAGCCCGACUCUGCUGAAGAAUGCCACCGCCACGUCGGCUGCGGACAGCUGGGUGGAGCUGGACCUCUCCUGGCACCUCCAGCCAUGGUCCUGGGCUGCCCAGAAUAGCCACCUGCUCCGCCUGCAUCAUGCCUGCUCCUUCCUGGAGCGGGCCUGGAGCUCUCCCCGUGGACCUGGUGGGGGGCACCCCCCCUCCCUGGAGGAUCCCUUCUUGCUGCUCUACCUCAAGGACACUUGGAGACCCUUCAGGGCUUCUGUGGGCGGGGAGCUCCCCCAAAGCUCUACCCGUAUCCGCAGGGUGCGCCGGGCUGAGAAACUGAACCUGGACCUGCCCCGCUAUGGCCGCCGCCGCCGCCCCAGGGCCAGGCCAAACGAGUGCGCCCUCCACCCCCUCCGUGUGACCUUUCGCCAGCUGGGCUGGGACCACUGGAUCAUCGCCCCCCACUCGUACCGGCCUCAGUACUGCAAGGGAACCUGCCCGCGGGUCCUACGCUACGGCUACAACUCUCCCAACCAUGCCAUCGUCCAGAACCUGAUCAACGAAUUUGUGGACCCAAACAUGCCUCGCCCUUCCUGCAUUCCCCACGAGUACAGCUCCAUGGGCGUCCUCAUGAUUGAGCAGAAUAACAACAUCCUGUUCAAGGUGUAUGAGGACAUGAUCGCCAAGUCCUGCACCUGCCGAUGAGCAGCC
This is a messenger RNA of Protobothrops mucrosquamatus (brown spotted pit viper), 1212 nucleotides long. RefSeq names its product bone morphogenetic protein 15 (gene BMP15). Bases 1 to 1206 code for a protein of 401 amino acids. Lineage: Eukaryota; Metazoa; Chordata; Lepidosauria; Squamata; Viperidae. Gene Ontology annotation, cellular component: extracellular region. The transcript has 2 exons. Gene Ontology annotation, biological process: SMAD protein signal transduction; BMP signaling pathway. The record is from RefSeq and is a predicted model, not a curated record. Gene Ontology annotation, molecular function: growth factor activity; cytokine activity.